UGAAUGAACAGAGUAAUUUACAUAUAUCUCGAAUAUGAUGAUGUCUGGCAGCGUUAUAAUUAUAAUUUACGACGUCCCGGCAGGAACCUUUGAUGGCAAAUAUCAAAGAGACAUGUUUACAUAGAUCAAGCCAAUUCGUGGGUAUCUGCUCUGUAUAUUACUAUGAUAAAGGAGCGGUUCGACCUUGGCACACGUAAAUAUUUCGUCACAUGUAACAAUCCCUCUCCUCCAUAAUAUCAUCCCGCUUAGUAUGAGGUUUCCGGUCCGUUUGCGCGCUUUUCUUGAUAUGGAGUUCCCCCUUUCGGUUGUAAACAUGAACAGCAGCGUUUCACCGAGAGGUUCACCGGGGGACACGCACACCGUCUGCCCUACAUAAAAUGCACCCAUUGUAGGCCGAGGUGUCAGCUGAGGACGACUUGCAACCUAGAAACAGCGGUUUAGCCCCUCCUUCUCUUUGUCAGGCGCAUUGUAAACGUUAGCCCGAAGUCUUCUGAGGUACUUUCUCCCAAAAUAGCGCAUAAAACCGGCCUCAACAGCAGAACUAACAUUUCGUCCACACGACGGUAGUUUUGUUCUCUCCAAAUAACCGUUUUCUAGACCCCCCACGAAUCUUUAUCAAAGGCGCUGUCCCGGGAAACUAUGCCCAAUGACAUCAUCCAAGCCUUUUGUAUACAGUUGCUAGGGGUUACACGGUGACAUUUCAAAAACAAUCCCCUGCUGUAGACACAUUCGAGAUACGCGGUCCCGGUUGGGUGCUUACGUUAAACGGACUAAACACAAACUUUAGUCUUUAUUUUAAGAUAGAGGUAAAGCACUUGAUAUUAGAGAGCGAACGCUGGCUGCUUGAGUAUGUUAGCAGAAAUGCUUCGCGAAAGCGCACUUCGCAACUUACUUUUUGUGUACAUCGUAUGCUAAAGAAGACUUUAGCGUAAACUUUGUGACAUGGCAGACUUUGAUACAUCAGAAAAAGUGCUUAUCACAGAAAGUGCGGAGACCGUGCGUACUACGGACCCUUAUGAACGCUCUGUUGACUAUAUGGAGACUCAUAAUAUCCUUCAAAUAUUUCAGGAUAUCACUGAGAAACUGGUAUUUGAUAGACCAGACGAUCCUCUUCAGUUCAUGUUAGAGCAGGUACAAAUGAAGAUCAAAAUCCGUGAUGAGUCGAGAAGUACAUUUGUCAAAACAUAAAGAACUCUUAAAGCAAAGCAACAAUGCAAUGAAUUGACUCUAAGUUUAUACUUUUAUUUAUAUAUUUCUUGAAACGAGGUGUAUUGGUUGCUGCAGGUCAUUCAGUGACUCUACAUUGUUGUUGUUUCCAAGCAACUGUUUUUUUAUGUAUCAUGUUUCGCCACAAUUUUUAGAAGAUACUGUUUGCAUUCGUUUUCCGUCAAACAGUGCUGAAUUCUUCAUAAUGCUGUUUGUGUCUAAAUAUCUCAACAGGAUAUACUCAAGUGGCUAUCUAGAUUUUAUAAAUGUAUAAAAAAAAAAAAUAAAGUAGGAAUUGCAGACAAGCUUUCUCUGGAUUUCGGAGGCAAAGAAUGAAUUGAUUUGCGGGCGUUAUCACUCAAUCCUAUUGUUUUAUGAAAUAAAUAUGUUUUGUAAGACAAAGCAAUUUCUAUAUUUUGCAUUUUGCAAGUGUUUUCCAUAAAAAUGUCCGGCUCGACAAAAGUAGCUGGCUUUUGCUCUGCACUCAGAUGUCCAUGAAGGAUUUUGGCUGCACGAGUAAAGGAAGUCUUUGUUUAUAAUAGGCUCUUCUUACAGUGCAUUUCUAUAGUAAUCUACAUUUACUCUGCUGUUUUAAGACUGCUUUAUCAAAUACAGUCACUUGAUUUAUAAAUAAAAAAUAAGUCCAAAAUAUGUUUACAAUUACUACUUUUUUAGUGUGUGGUGUUUGUUUAUGUAGAUGAGUAGUAGAAUGUUACUAGUUUAGUGUGUGUGUUCAUAUAUUUUAGUAUACUUUAAUAAUGAAUGUUUGGUGUCUAAUGGGUUUUAAACAGUGAACAUACUGUAUUCAGAUGUUUAUCGAAUUAAUCGAAAUCGAGAUUUUAAAAGUUGCGAUUAGCUAAUCGCAAGAGACUGCGAUAUGAAAUUUAUUUGUAUUAUUUAAUUUCCCCUGCCCAGAGCAAAUGCGUGACUGGCGUCUGUGUGCGAUAGUCUUACGCCAAUUGAGCGAUGAGUGUCUUGCUAAAGUCAACUGAAAGUAUUGCCAGUGACGCUCAAUCUAGUGGCAAGCAACAGCAAAGUACAAUUUCAGAGUUGUUUCAGCCAUGUAAGUUUGCUGAGUGUUCUGUAUUUUUAUAAUUAUGUUCUGUAUUUUUAUAAUUAUUAUUUUUUGUUUUUAUAAUA
Danio aesculapii is the source of this 2346-nucleotide messenger RNA. RefSeq names its product testis expressed 55 (gene tex55). The transcript is spliced from 3 exons. The coding region runs from base 943 to 1188 and encodes 81 amino acids. Lineage: Eukaryota; Metazoa; Chordata; Actinopteri; Cypriniformes; Danionidae. The record is from RefSeq and is a predicted model, not a curated record.